GUUCGCUUCCAGCCUUAGUUUCCACUGCGUCAGCCAGCUGGAUCUGCUGUGGCGGAAAAGUGCGGGCGCGAUCCCUGCAGGGCACCUGUGGGAGACAGCGGUGGCGGGAGAAGCCAGGUGACCGUGGCUGACUUCGCCUUGGGUGGCCAGUGGGCCCCGCCGAGCCCGAGUUUGUCAGGUACAACUUAACCUUGAGGAAGAACCCCGGAGAAGAAAGAGGAAGAAGGAAUGGCAUUCUCUCAGGUCACUGUGUUGCAGGAGCUGUUGACAUUUAGAGAUGUGGUCAUCGAUUUCUCUCUGGAAGAGUGGGAAUGUCUGGACCCUGUUCAGCGAACUUUGUAUAGGGAUGUGAUGUUAGAGAACUACAGGAACAUUUUCUCCUUGGGUCUAGCGGCCUCUAAGCCGCACCUGAUCUCCCGCCUGGAGCAAAGCGAGGAGCCCUGGAAUGUGGAGACACGGGGGACAGCAGCCAGGCACCCAGGUAUUGUGAAAUCUCAUUCAAAAUACACUGAACACCAGAGAAUUUGUGCUGGAAAGAAACUCCACAAGUGUAAAGAAUGUGGCAGAGCCUUUAGUAAGCCCUCCAACCUUAGUAAGCACCACCGCAUUCACACUGGUGAGAAACCCUACAAGUGUAAAGAGUGUGGCAGAGCUUUUAACGUGUCCUCCAACCUGACUCAACACCAGCGCAUUCACACUGGGGAGAAGCCCUACCAGUGUAACGAAUGUGGCCGAGCCUUUCGAAUGUCCUCAAACCUUACUCGACAUCGGAAAAUCCACAGUGGAGAGAGGCGCUACCAGUGUAAAGAAUGUGACAAAACCUUCCAUGCACCCUUCAGUCUUACUCGGCACCAGAGAGUUCACGCUGGGGAGAAGCUCUACAAGUGUGAAGAAUGCGGCAAAGGCUUUGAUCGAAGUUCCAGGCUUACUCAACACCAGAGAGCUCACAGUGAUGAGAAACCCUACAAAUGUGAGCAGUGUGGCAAAGCCUUCGAUCAGUGCCUCCGAUUUAUUCAUCACCUGCGAGUUCACACUGGUGAGAAAGCCUACACCUGUGAGGAAUGUGGCAAAACCUUUGACCGCAUUUCCAGACUCAUCCGUCACCUCAGAUUUCGUACUGGUGAGAAGCCCUACAAGUGUAAAGAAUGUGGCAAAACCUACGAUAAAAACUGCAGACUUACUCAGCACCAGAGAGUUCAUAACAUUGAGAAACCCUACAAAUGUCAAGAAUGUGGCAAAGCCUUCAAUCAGAGUUCCAGGUUUAUUCAACACCAGAGAGUCCACACUGGUGAGGGACUCUACAAAUGUGAAGGAUGUAGCAAAACCUUUGGCCAGAUCUCCAGAUUGAUUCAACACCAAAGAAUUCACGAUGAUGAAAAACCCUACCAAUGUGAACAAUGUGGCAAAGCCUUUGGCCGAAGCUCUAGACUUAGUCAGCACCAGAAAAUUCACACUGGUGAGAAACCCUACAAAUGUAAAGAAUGUGGCAGAGGCUUCCAUCAGAAUUUGAGGUUUAUUCAACACCAGAGAGUUCAUAUUGGUGAGAACCCCUAUAAAUGUGAAGAAUGCGGCAAAUCCUUUGAUCGAAGCUCCAGACUAAUCCAGCACCAGAGAAUUCACAGUAGAAAGAACCACAAGUGUCAAGAUUGUGGCUCAGCCUUUAGUCAGUACCCAGACCCUCCCGAGCACCGCAGAAUACACACCAGAGAGAACCCUACCAAUGUAAUGAACGUGAAAAAGCCUUUAGCGGGGCUCAUGCCUUACUGAACAUGAUAUAGUUCCUACCAGAGAGAAAUCCUACAAAUGUAAGAAAUAAGGCAAAGCUUUUCCCAUAAUUCAAGUUUUAGACAACAUCACGGAAUUCCUAAUACAGUACAUAAAAAUCCCACCCAUAGAAAGAAUGUGGCAGGGCUGGGGAUUCAGCGCAGUUGUUCCACCACCUGUCUCACAAGCAUGGACCUGAGUUCGAUCCCCAGAACCAAAAAAAAAAAAGUGGUAAAGACUGUAAUAGAUUUUACAUCUUACUCAAAGUCAGACGGUUGAUACUGGAAUGAAACCAUACAAAUGCAAAUAAAGCCAAGUAUUUAAUAUUUAGUCGUUAUUCAACAUCAGAUAAAUCAUAUUGGCUAAAAACCUUUUAUCUACAGUGACUAAGAAGACAUCAAAAAUAUAAACCUUUGUACAUUGUAAUAUUUAGAUUAGAAAAAACAUGCAAAUGUAGAGUA
Fukomys damarensis (Damara mole-rat) is the source of this 2225-nucleotide messenger RNA. RefSeq names its product zinc finger protein 501-like. Gene Ontology annotation, molecular function: RNA polymerase II cis-regulatory region sequence-specific DNA binding; DNA-binding transcription factor activity, RNA polymerase II-specific. Gene Ontology annotation, biological process: regulation of transcription by RNA polymerase II. The record is from RefSeq and is a predicted model, not a curated record. Lineage: Eukaryota; Metazoa; Chordata; Mammalia; Rodentia; Bathyergidae.